This is a messenger RNA of Solea solea (common sole), 3468 nucleotides long. RefSeq lists its product as uncharacterized. The coding region runs from base 282 to 3002 and encodes 906 amino acids. Gene Ontology annotation, biological process: intrinsic apoptotic signaling pathway in response to endoplasmic reticulum stress; mRNA processing; protein phosphorylation. The record is from RefSeq and is a predicted model, not a curated record. NCBI's taxonomy places the organism in Eukaryota, Metazoa, Chordata, Actinopteri, Pleuronectiformes, Soleidae. Gene Ontology annotation, molecular function: RNA endonuclease activity; ATP binding; protein serine/threonine kinase activity. Gene Ontology annotation, cellular component: IRE1-TRAF2-ASK1 complex. The transcript has 7 exons.
GUGAAAACAGGCCCUGGAGAGAGGAGAUGUACAUGCUUUUUUCUGGCUGUGUUGUUUAAUUCCCGCCUUCCUUGUUGUUAUAUGACAGCCCACAAGGAACACCAAGCAUUAGCCACACCCUCAGUGACGUGCAUGUGUGUGGGUGGGAUCUGCCUGUCCCAAUCAUGCAAGAGUAUCGUUUUCACGGAAAUGGGUGGAGGAAGAAACAGAGUCAGGAAACAAAAGCUGUCAAAGAUAGUGCGGGAGAGACCAGCUCAGCACUGUCAUCUUAAAAAGACUUCAUGGCUUUUAUGAAUCAGAAGCAAUUAUUAGUAACAGAAACACACCCCAUAAUAAAGUGUGUAAUUGAUGAUGACUUCAAGAACCUCAAAAAAUUGCUGAAAAUUAGUGACAUUAAUAAUCUCCUCACAUGCGUGGAAAGUAACGAUUCUAUAACCCCACUUAUAGCUGCUGUUGCAAGUUGCAAGUGGGACAUUUUCAUCUGGCUUCUUAAUGUUGAUGCAAACCCAAAUGUUGUGUCCAAAAAUGGCUUUACAGCUUUGCAUUAUGUCUCACAAUCUCAAGCGCCGCCAAAAUUUGUCCGCAAACUAAUUGAAGCUAAAGCUGAUCCAAAUGUAGUGAUACAGAAUGCAUUUGGCCAGAAAGUCAAACUCUCACCACUUCAAAUUGCUAUCAUGCAUGACAGAGAGGACAUUGUGAAAGAGCUCCUCUCUGCUGGUGCACUGGUAGAUGUGUUUCCUGUCAAUUAUCCUGAACUCAUUCAUUCUAAUGGAAAAUUGGUUCAGGUGAUGAACAGAUUGGCAUCCAGUGGAGAUGAACUAUGUUCAAAACUAAGAAAAAUUGUGGAACUGAAAAUUGCUUUGCAAAUGAAAACGCCUAAAGAAGUGUUUGAAACUUUUGGCAGUUACAUGUUGUAUGAGGAUCCUCAGACUCAUUUGACCAUAAUUGAACUGCUUUGUUGUGUAACUGGUAAAUAUACAGAAAAAUACCAACAGCUCAGCAUCAACUGGGUGAAGAAACCUGAAAUGUUCAACUCCUACAUCAAAGGGGCAGUGAGUCGCCUUCCAAACAUUCCCGAAGUAUAUCUAUAUGUACCCAUAAAAUGCUUACUUGCAGUCUUCUGCACAAUGGAGGAGAUAUCAACUGAGCAAGCACUCGUGAUUAUUCCCCAACUACUGGAUCAACUCAAGCCCAAAAAUGGACUGAAUUUGAAUCCAGUAGUAGACAUUCAGCAAAUCAUAUAUUUGAUCACACAGAAAACACAAGUCACAAAUGAAUGGCAUCCCAACUUUAUUGAGAAGUUGUGCAACACAGUUGUUCCUUUUGUGAAGGAUCAAUACUCCACUGAUGUCCGCAUCUACACCUAUGGCAUAGUUGCUAACUUGCUUUCUGUUGAACAAGCUGUAAGCAUCUUUACAUCAGUGGGGAUCACAUCAGUGCCCGAAGACAUCCUAACAUCAGCAGAUAUGAACAUGAACGAUAAGCUGAAAGAGGCUCUCAGAUGUUUAAAAAACUAUUUGAGCAAACUGAAUGAAGAGAGUGAGGAUGGUGCCGCUGUACCCGAAUCCAGGAAGAAGAAGAAAAAGAAGAAGAAGAAGAAGGAGAAAGACCAGCACAACAACCAAUAUGUUGAAGUUUGUGGUCCUUCAACUGAUCCAGCAGCAGUUCCUUGUAAACCAGUGGGAACACAAGAACCACCACACUUUAGCAAGAGGUGGAGGGAGAAGUUAGAGAAGCUUGCAAACCCUGAUGAAACCAAAGUGACCAGAAUUGAGAGCAUUAUGUACAUGAAUGAUGCAGAAUUUCGCAUAGCCAAGGGAAGUGAUGGCACUGAAGUUUUCUUGGGGCUGAAAAGUGAUGGCACUGAAGUGGCAAUUAAGAGAAUGUCGAGAACCAACUAUCAAGUGCUGAUGAAUGAGAAAUCACUUUUGCGACUUCCAAAGCUGUAUGACUGCCCUGUUGUACGAUAUAUCGACUUUGCAGAGGACAACACAUUUGGAUAUCUUUGUCUUCAACUUUGUGAAUACACCCUGGAAGAAUAUAUCAAAGAUAAUGAUGUGGAUAAAAAGCAACUUGUGUAUGACAUUCUUGACAGUUUAAGAGCUCUUCAUUGUCAAAGGCCUCAAAUUCUCCACCGAGAUCUCAAACCACAAAAUGUUUUAAUAGAUGUGAAUGGAAGGGCAAGAUUAGCUGACUUUGGCAUUAGUCGACGUUUACCCAAGGGCCAAACAACUUACCACACACGUAGUGCAGGAACAGAAGGCUGGAUGGCCACGGAGACUUUAAAGGAUGAAGAUGAUGUACGAUACAAGUGGAGCACUGAUAUACAGGUUGCAGGGAUGCUGAUUUACUACAUCCUCUCCGGAGGACACCAUCCAUUUGGGGUAACCUAUGAGCGAGUGUACAACAUUCAUAAAGGGAACUACAAGUUGGACCAUGUUCAAGAUGUGGUUGCAAAGGAUCUCAUCGAGUGGAUGAUCAAUAAAGAGCCAGAGAAAAGACCUAAAGUGGAAGAAUGCUUGAAUCACCCCUUCUUCUGGACCAACACAAAGAAAGUGGAAUACUUGAGAAGGGUUGGAAACAGGAACGAGGUGGCAGUUCGUGAAACGAACCAGGAAUUGGUUUCCUUAGUUGAAGAAUGGGCUGUGGGUGUAUCCUACAAUCAGUGGAGAGAAAAGUUUCCACAAGACUUGGUCGAGGAAGUGGAUGACAAGAAGAGGCCCUACCCUGACAACAUAUUUGGAUUAGUUCGUUUCAUUCGAAUACUCCGGGAGCACUAUCCCCACCACAUAGACAAAGUCGACCCACUGAGAAUCUUUCCUCAUCUCUUUGGAUGUAUUUUUAAAUUAACCAAAAGCCAAGGAUGGCAUUUGGAGUGGAGUCUCUUGAAGGAAAUGUUCACAGCAGAUGUGACACGAGGCGCCACCCAAGAUGCAAUGCCACUCGCAAACCAUGAAGAUAUCAGUGUCACUGUUCAAGAAUGUCAGCCCAGUUUUACAUAGACAACGGCUAACGCCACCAUUGUCACAGAUGCACCAGAGUAAAUGUAAAUUGUUGCUAGAAAGUAACACCUAUGAUAGACAGUUGUAUAUCAGAACUUUACCAUUUAACCUUACUAUUGAUAUGUGGACAGAUUACACUGUAUGGAAACUAUUCCGGAGUACUGAGUGGUCAAAGACCUAGAGCAGCCACUGAUAUUGGCUGGUUGACACUUCAGCUACUGUGCAUACAGGUCCCGUCUCAUGCUGCAGCACAGAGGGAAACUGCCUAUGUUCCAGAGAAACCUAAAAAUGGAAGGAUAUGUGCCUGUAUCUGUUCUGAGAGUUUAAAAUAAUGAAGAGAUUGCCAAGGGUAAUCUGUCAUGUAUGAAAAAAUAGUUUCUCUUCUUACUCAUGAAACAUGAGAUUAUUUUUAAUAACCUGUGGAUGAAACCAGUUAUGAUACUUACUUUAGCUUUAAAAAAAUAAA